AUGAAAUGAGAGCAUGACCAGCAAACACAGGCACGAGCACCACCCCUAUGAUUAUACAGUUCUUUAUCAUUUCUUUUUACAUAAUCUCUGACAUGAUCGAAGGUCUGCCGUCCGAUAACAAUGCCGAUCUAAGCUUUUGACAAGCCGCUUGUUCUGGUCAUUUGUUGUGCCAACGCUUAAUGGAUACGUCCAGAUCAGUGAUGAGGACUUGCGGUAUGCGGCCUAUCCACUCUCACACUGGCUGAGUGCUGAAAACUUAAUGUGGGUCGCUCUGCGGAUCCCACUACAGCUCCUGCCAUGGGGAAUACCGCCACCAAGUUUCGUAAAGCACUUAUCAGUGGAGACGAAUUCCUGGCUUGCCAGCUUUAUGAGAGCAACCCCCAAUUUAAAGAGGCUCUGGAGCCCAACGCAUCUUAUGGGGAGCCCUAUCAACACAACACACCCCUGCAUUACGCCUCACGCCAUGCCAUGACACGCCUCAUCAGGUCUUUCCUUUUCUCCAAAGAUGGCAACCCCAACAAGUGCAACGUUCACAAUGAGACUGCGUUGCACCUGCUGUGCAUGGGCCCGCAGAUCCUGCUGAGUGAGGGGGCGCUGCAGCCGCGGAUCAGCCGCCCCCAGGAGGAUGAACAGAAGCGGGCUGAGUGCCUCCAGAUGAUCCUGCAGUGGACCGGAGCCAAGCUGGACCAGGGCGAGUAUGAGAGAGCCAAUGUCAGUGCCACCGACAACAAAAAGAGCACCUGCCUGCACUACGCGGCAGCGGCUGGCAUGAAGAACUGUGUUGAGUUGUUAGUGAAGAACAAUGCAGAUUUGUUCGUGGAGAACAAGGACAGGGAGACGCCGUGUGACUGUGCGGAGAAACAGCAUCACAAGGAGCUGGCGCUCAGUCUGGAGUCUCAGAUGGUUUUCUCUCAGGAUGCUGGAGCUCAGGAGAUAGAAGCAGAGUAUGCCGCCCUUGACCGACGAGAGCCAUAUGAGGGAUUGAAACUGCAAGACCUGCGUCGGCUGAAAGACAUGUUGAUAGUGGAGACGGCGGAUAUGCUGCAGGCUCCUCUCUUCACGGCUGAGGCCCUGCUGCGAGCUCACGACUGGGACAGGGAAAAACUUCUAGAAGACUGGAUGUCUAAUGCGGAGGACUGCUGCCAGCGCUCAGGUGUUCAGAUGCCAACUCCCCCACCGAGUGGCUACAAUGCUUGGGACACUCUGCCUUCUCCUAGAACCCCGAGAACAACUCGCUCCUCUGUCACCUCCCCUGAUGAGAUCAGCCUGUCUCCUACUGAUGGCCUUGCCCUGUGUGGGAUUUGCAUGGGAAACAUAUCUGUGUUUGAGGACCCUGUGGAUAUGUCGUGUGGGCACGAGUUCUGCAGGGCAUGCUGGGAAGGGUUUUUGAAUCUGAAGAUCCAAGAAGGGGAAGCACAUAACAUCUUUUGCCCUGCUUACGACUGCUUCCAGCUGGUUCCUGUGGAGGUCAUUGAAAGUGUUGUCUCCAGAGAGAUGGAUAAGCGCUACCUGCAGUUUGACAUUAAGGCUUUUGUGGAUAAUAAUCCUGCCAUUCGCUGGUGCCCCAUAGCCAGAUGUGAAAGAGCCGUACGACUGACUAGGCCAGGCCCUGGAGCCUCUGACCCUCGGAGCUUCCCCUUGCUCAAAGCCCCCGCUGUAGACUGUGGCAAAGGCCAUCUCUUCUGCUGGGAGUGUCUUGGUGAUGCUCAUGAACCUUGUGACUGUGAGACAUGGAAGAUGUGGCUGCAGAAAGUGUCUGAAAUGAAGCCUGAAGAAUUGGCUGGUGUGAGUGAAGCCUAUGAAGAUGCUGCCAACUGCCUGUGGCUACUCACCAACUCUAAACCUUGUGCCAACUGCAAAUCCCCCAUCCAGAAAAAUGAAGGCUGCAAUCACAUGCAGUGCGCGAAGUGCAAGUAUGAUUUCUGCUGGAUUUGUCUUGAGGAAUGGAAGAAACACAGCUCCUCUACCGGAGGAUACUAUCGCUGCACGCGCUACGAGGUCAUCCAACAGGUGGAGGAACAGUCCAAGGAGAUGACUGUGGAGGCAGAAAAACAGCACAAGAGUUUUCAGGAACUUGACCGUUUUAUGCAUUAUUAUACACGAUACAAGAAUCAUGAACACAGUUACCAGUUAGAAGAACGACUCCUGAAAACAGCCAAAGAAAAGAUGGAGCAACUAAGCAAAGCUUUCAUUGGAAGGGAAGGAGCCCCACCUGACACCACUUUCAUUGAGGAUGGUGUGCAUGAACUUCUCAAGACCCGACGCAUCCUUAAGUGCUCUUAUCCGUAUAGUUUCUUCUUGGAGCCCAAAAGCACAAAGAAAGAAAUAUUUGAACUUAUGCAGACUGAUUUAGAGAUGGUCACCGAAGACCUUGCUCAGAAGGUGAACAGGCCUUACCUCCGCACCCCUCGCCAUAAGAUCAUCAGUGCCACGUAUCUGGUGCAGCAGAAGAGACGGGAGUUCUUGGCCUCUGUGGCUCGAGGUGUUGCCCCAAAUGAUUCUCCCGAGGCUCCCCGCCGCAGUUUUGCUGGUGGGACGUGGGAUUGGGAGUAUCUGGGAUUUGCCUCUCCUGAGAUGGUGAGGAAUCACCCAGUACGGGGAUCAAAUGCACAGCGUGAGAGCAAUUACAAUGCAGGAGGCCAGCCGCAGGAAUACUCAGAUUUUCAGUACAGACGGAGACACAGGCAGAGGCGUAGAGGAGACCUUCUUAGACUGCACAGCCUCCGCAGUAACACCCCUGAACCACAUGACUCCAAUGACAACACUUUAGAAACACAUGAGGGAGGCAAUACACCAAGGCAUGGGAUCUCCACGGCACUUGGGUCUCUGGAUGAAGAUGACCCCAAUAUUUUGUUGGCUAUUCAGCUGUCCCUACAGGAGUCCGGGCUGGCCUUGGACCCCGAGCCUCAGGAUGUGCUCAGUAACGAUGCCUCUGUAGGUGCCAGUGGUUCCUCUCUGCCCUCUAGACUGGAUUCUGCGCACCAUACUGCGGAUCCCCCCCGAGCUUCCAUGAGCAGCUCUGAGCUUCUGGAGCUGGGAGACAGCCUUAUGAGACUGGGCAACAUUACCAGCCACUAUACACCCUUUAACAUGAGUUCCUACCCUGAUGCCUUGGGUAACGCCUUCACCCCUAGUGACCCAGACUGCCUGGACCCUUCCACCAAUGCCAACCUGCUUGGCAACAUUAUGGCCUGGUUCCACGAUAUGAAUCCACAGAGCAUUGCACUGAUUCCCUCAGCCGCCGCAGAUGCCAGUCCCGAGCUACCCGUUUUUGGAGAGGGACAAUCUGCCAAAGCCCAGGACGAGGAGAAUGAGGUGGGGAGUCCUGAGCAGGGUUCCCUAUCGCUAAUGAAAGAGAGCGCAGACGUGUUGGCAUCGCAGCUUUUGGAGCUAGAAUGUGUGGAUGAUGCACAACCUCCUAAAGCAGAGCCAGACUUGGAGGGUUCGAGUGGCAGUGUAGAUCUCACUAGCGCAGUUUGUCCGGAGAGCAGUACUGAUCGGGAUCCGCAGGUAACCGACCUCUCCUUAGAGUGGGAGGAAGAAGUGCACCUAGUGUGAGGAAAAAUCUAAUUAUGUUUACCAACUGAGUGCUCUUAUCGUGCCAAAACACUAAAUAAAAGCAGAAUUGCUUGUUCAGAAAUGGAGAAGAGUGAACCAGGUGAAUUGGGGUUAGACGGGACUUGUCUUAGUUGUGUGUUGCACCGCGUCUGGUGGAAGAAACAAGAAAUUGUGGUCAGAUUCAAGCUUAUGAAAGUAGAUGAGAGAAGAGUGGGUCUCAUUCACUAACCGUAUUUGUGUGUAUGAAUGUUUUUGCACAGAAAUCAUAAUUCACUAAUAUCUUAGCACUUCGAUUUUUUUCUACAUUUAACAUAAAAUUUAGAACCAACUAAAACUUUAUGUAUGUAUGUAUGUAAAAAUCAGUCCUGGUGGCCUUAGAAACAUGAAAUGGUUUAAGCUGAAAAGUUUAUACGGACUUGGAAAUUUGAACAGCUGAGUGACCCAAAAAUGAUUUAGCAUUGAAAAAAUGACACAUUUUAGAUCUGCAUAAAAAUGUGUUGUUAGGCCUAUAUAAAAGGUCUUUAUUUUGUAUUUAAAAGCCAUUAUAUGGAGAUGGUUAGGGCACUAAUUAUGCUGAUUGCUAACUUUAGGGACAUUUAUGUAGAAUAAUCUGGAUUCAUUAACAUUAGAAAGAUAGUAAGAGCAAGUUUACAUGCCUACCUGUUGAGAGUAAUCAGGUGGAAAUGUUGUGUAAGAACCAUUUCUGUGCACAUAAGAACACGGUUAUAAGUGAAUGUUGCAAAGUAUUAAACUCACAUUGAAAUGGAAGUAGCGACAGGUAUUUUAUUCCAUAUUGUGGUGUACAUCUGAGUGAAAUGGAUAUUUGGAAAAGAAAAAAAAUGUUAGGUGGUGCCUUGGUUUUAUCCACUGCUGUGUUGAUUGCAGUCGAUUGUAAGAAAGAGGCGGAGUUUAUGCACUCUAAAUGAUUGGAGAAAUGAACAUACAUCAUCAUAGGGAAGUCUGUCAUUUUCAGGUUUUCGUUUAAAGCCAAGCAAGGCCACUUUGGCCAUUUCUAGAAAUCUUGCUGUGGGUGCCAUGAGAGAAAGCUCCAUCUGUAUUAGAUUGGAAAGUCAUUUUUUUCUUUUAAGUUCAAAUGAAUGGAAAUGAAAGGGAUGAAUUUUUGACAGUUUUAUCUUUCUGAAAAGAAAAAGGAAUGUUUACGUGCAGAAGAAAAUACAUGAAAGCAUCAAUCCAAUGUUUCUUGGCUCUUACAGUGACAGUGAAACAGUGUGAAGCCACCAUUAAGACCUGAACUUUUUGCCCUGUUUUGUUUUUAAUUCUACAGUUCUCCUAUUUAGCAAUGCCAAUUUAUUGCUUUAUUUAAAAACACUAAUGUUAUUUUUAUUUAAUUUAAGUCACAUUUAAUGCAAGUGCAGAUUGCACAAUGCACAUUUCAUGUUAAAAAUAAGGAGUGUUUUGAAAUCUUCAAACUGUUUGUUCUUCAACAUAUUGUCCUGCAGAAGACCUUGUUCGCUUCCAAAAGGUUACACUUCAUGUAAAUUUACACUCCUGAAAAUGUGAGGGCAUUUAUUACCUUAUCUAUUGUGACUACUACACACAAUACCUCUGAUUAUCCUGUGUUGUGUAUUUCAUUUGGCCUCAUGAAUAACGCAUAUAUAUGCAUAAAGACACUUCACAGGUUUUCUGAAGCAAUAGAGACAUAACAACAGUGCUUUUCCUUUUUCGUUUGUGUGCCGAACUAUGUAUAUGUCAUAUUACAUAGAAAGUCAUUCUCUUUAACAACAAAAACAGUUAUUUUGUCUCAUUUUAUGUACGGCAUAUGAGGCCAAAUUAAUCAUCUGUUUACCAAUUAUCAAACCUUUGCAGAAGGCCAAUCACAUCCCUCACUGACAAAACAUACUGUGCAGUAACCAAGAGGCUUUUCAAGGAAUUUUCUAGGUUAAAUACAAUUUAAGAUUUAUAGACCGCAUCUGUGUUAUGCUAUCGGUUACCACAUCAUCGCUUAGUUUGUAAAACAAAAGCAAUGUCUUUAAAAUGUAACUCCAACACUGUUGAUAGAUCUUAAAGUGUAUUUAAACCAGAAUAUUUCUAUUACUGAUACAUAAUUGUUGGAAGGUUUUAGAUAUGUGGAAGAGAUUUUCCCCCCCCCUUUUUUUUUUCUUUAAUUUACUGUGCUCAUCGGUGUGCCUUGUUCGUACUUUUUCUUAUUUAUAUACAUGUUGCCUAAUUAUGUUAGUGUUUGCUGUGUCAAUCAAAUACAAUCAACCUUACAUAUUCAUGAAUUGCUAAAAAUUCAAUUUCUAUAGUCACUUGCUAAAAAGUAUGUUUCUUUUUUUCAGAUUGAAUAGUUUUUGGUUCAUGUUGACAAAAGCCUCAUGUUUUGUAUUACACUGAACAGGUUGCCAUGUUUUGAUGGUCUUUUAUGACAUUACAGUUAGAAAGGUCUGUGGCCCUAUAGAGAGGUGUCUUUUAUUGACAUUAUUAUGAUAUAAGGGAAAAAGAAAGGCUAGAUGUAGAUUUGUUGAUUAUAGUUGGUGUAUUUAGGUUUGCUGGUUUCUUUUUCUUUUCUUUUUUUCCAGAAAAUUUUACAUUGAAAGUGAUGGCCAGUUUUUACAAAUUUGAUAUUUGAUUAAAUCAUCUUGUGUAGUAACGACCAGUUUUUACAUCCGUUUUUUCCCCCUAACUUAAGUAUUUAUGGUGGUGGUAUUUUAUCUUUCUUUUUUUUUUUUGAGGAAACAUGACCACUAACAAUACAUUGUCAUUUGCACUUUCAUAGACUAUACUUGAUACAUUCCCAGUUUGUAUGAUGUGUAGCCAAUAAACAGAAAGUAUUGGUAAAGGUUUGCUCGGAUUAAAAAGUUUAAAGUGCA
Sinocyclocheilus rhinocerous is the source of this 6389-nucleotide messenger RNA. Its product is annotated as ankyrin repeat and IBR domain-containing protein 1-like. The coding region runs from base 298 to 3558 and encodes 1086 amino acids. The transcript has 21 exons. Gene Ontology annotation, biological process: protein ubiquitination. Lineage: Eukaryota; Metazoa; Chordata; Actinopteri; Cypriniformes; Cyprinidae. The record is from RefSeq and is a predicted model, not a curated record. Gene Ontology annotation, molecular function: zinc ion binding; ubiquitin-protein transferase activity; protein binding.